AUGGAGUGUCCACAGUGCAGGCAUGUCUCCUCAGAGAAGGCACCCAAGUUCUGUAGCGAGUGUGGACAGAAAUUGUCUCCUGCAGCCACUGUGCAAGUAGAUCUCAAGAAUAACAAUGCCUUGGUGAUGGCAUCAACCCCAGAGGGAAAGACUGAGCAGGGGGAAGUGCUGAGAGAGGAGGAGGUCCUACUCUCGUCCACAGACUCCAGCAAGGAACUGGAAAACCCGGAGGAGUCGGAGUCCAGUGCCUCCUGGACCACCCAAAUGAGUAAAAAGGAGAAGAGGAGGAGGAGGAAACAGGGCACCAUGUCUCCCUCAGAGGCACCUUCCUCUGGCCUCUGGAGUCUGGACAUGCCCUCAAGCCCUGGACCCCACGACUCAGCCUUGCCCCAGAGCCAAGCCCAGCAGGGUGGUGCGGCCAGCCAGCCUGGGCAUUCCCUGGACCCAGAGAACAUGCCAGUGGAGAAGGACGGCUCUGUGCAUGCAGAGGGCAACGGCAGCCCUCAGCAGGGUCGGGCCGCGGAAGGCACAGACGCUCAGAGCAACCUUGCUCCCAGUGACCACGCAGAAGUGAAGGACCUCAGUACCUCUACACCAUCAGUGGACAAGGGUCUGGCCCUAGGGGUGGGCCCAGCCCUUUCUGCCUUCGAAGGCCAUCCUAAGGUGACUGAGGCUUCCCAGAAGGCCCCAUUACCUGAGUCUAAGGAGGAGACAUCUGGACAAGAGGAGAAAGUGCUGCCAACUGAUGCUGCAGCCAAUCGGGUGAAGAAAGCUGGGAAAGAAACAAGAGACGAUGCUCAGAAACAGAUACCGUCGCCUGUGAGCCCUGCUGCCUCUAAGGAUAGAGGCCAGGAAGCUGAACUCAAGGGCAAGUUGGCCACUCCUGUUAGGAAGAGUAGUGCAAGUGGGAACACCCAGCCAGAAGACCAGAAGAAGCCAGGAGAGAGCAGAAACUACGCAGCAGCAGUGAAAAACAAGAACCAGCAGGCUGCUGCACCAGAGGCUCCAGGUGCACUUAACCUGUGUGAUAGAGUCACUGUGUACUUCCAUGCUAUCGUCUCACGUCACUUUGGAUUCAAUCCGGACAAGCACAGAGUGUGUGUCAGAGGGGGAGACGGACUCGGGCAGAAAGCCUGGACUGAUGCUUGCGAGAUGUACUACGCCCAAGACCUGCAUGACCUCGGGUCUCUCAUCGAGGGCAAAAUGGACAUUCCCAGACAGAGCCUGGACAAACCCAUCCCUUAUAAGUAUGUCAUUCACCGUGGUGGCAGUGGCAGGGAUACUGUGGAAUAUGAGUUCAUCUAUGAAGUGGCACAGAAGAAAGGAGACCACGUGAACCGCUGUCUGCAGGUUGCCUCUGCUUCCUUGGGCAGAGGAGACUGGCAUCAGUACGAUGACAUAAUCUGCAUGAAGUCUACCGGUUUGGUCCAGGAAGCCAAGAACUUCUUUACCGACAGCACAAGAAAGGAACUGGUGAGAGGAAAGAAGCAGGCUGCUAAGGUCAUGCUGGACCGCGUCUUCAGUGUGCUGCAGCCAUGGAGUGCCGUCAAUCUGCAGAGCUUCAUGACACAGUUCCGGCAGUUCUACUCUGUGGUCCGGGAGCCCGUGAUUCACGAUGGCCGUGCAAGGAAAUGGUCCAGUCUGCAAUAUAAGGAAGGAGAGGUGAAGAUAAACCUGUGGGAGCAUGUGAAAAAGCAUAUGGUCCCGUUCCUGGAAGGAAAGAGUGGGGAGUCUCUGCCUGCCAGCUGCCCUGUGAGGAGUAAGCUGAUGUUGGGCCUGAGCAUCCUUUUCAUGGUGGAAGCAGCUGACUUUACUGUACCCCAAGAGGAUCUGGACUCGCUGUGUUAUCUCCUCAUUCCAAGUGCUGGCUCACCAGAAGCCCUCCAAAGUGACCUGGGCCCUGUCCUCAGCAUGUCUCAAAGAUGGCGUGCAUACCUGACAAACCUAUGCCAUAGGUGCAUAGACAAGAGGUGUGGCCGCUGGCUGGGCAUCUUACCUCUCCUGCACCACUGCAUGCAGCAGUCUCCACCCAGGAAGAAUUCCAAGAGCCAGCCCGAGGACAGCUGGGCAGGCCUCGAAGGCAUCUCCUUCUCAGAGUUUCGGGACAAAGCACCCACUAGUAGCCAGGCUCUCCAGUUCACGCAGAAUAAGAUGGCCCUGCUGCAUGUGGAUGAGUAUCUCUUCCGCUCCUGGUUCAGCUUGGUCCCUCUUGAAAGCUUAACUUCCUACAUGCAGAACUCCAUAGAAUACCUGAGUCACGUGCCCACUCGGGUCCUGGACUGUUUUCAAGGGAUUUCAUACCGCCUUAGAGAGCUGGAGAGGAUCUUACACCAAAACAUGGAGGACGUCGAGAAAGUCUUUAAAAUGCUGAUGCACCUUAUGGAAAUGUAUCAGGACAGGAUCUUUGAGGAAAGCCUGCCACAGAUCUACUUGACUGAGUGUUUGACCAUCCAUGAAACUGUCUGUAACAUCACAGCUAACCAACACUUCUUCGAGAUUCCUGCCCUGUCUGCUGAGCUUAUCUGUGAAAUGCUUAAGCUCAACUCUUCAGGGCAUACCGACGAGGAGCUGGCCGCAAAACCUUAUGAAGACUUGGUGAUGAGCACCUUCCGGGAUGCCCUGAACACCACAAGAAACUGGCUGCGCAAAGUGUUUAAAGGCCGCAUGUUCUCUUACAGCUCAGCCACCGUUCGACUUACCGAUCCUAAUGAGAUGGAGGUAUGGCGACGGCUGGUGGAGAUCGACUUUCCAGAGAAGUAUGGCUGGAAGGAGUCCCUGCUGGGAGACAUGGAGGGGAGACUCAAGCAGGAGCCUCCCCGUUUGCAGAUCUCCUUCUUCUGCAGCAGUCAGUGUCAUGAUGGCGGACUCCGUGACAGCGUGGCAAGGAGCUUUGAGAAGUGUGUCAUCGAGGCUGUGAGCUCUGCAUGCCAGUCUCAGACCAGUGUCCUUGAGGGCCUCUCCUGUAAAGAUUUGCAGAAAUUUGGUACCCUCUUGUCUGCUGUGAUAACUAAGUCGUGGCCUGUGCACAACGGGGAGGCUGUGUUCGAUGUGGAUGAGAUCUUCAAAUACCUGCUCAAGUGGCCAGAUGUGAGGCAGGUCUUCAGAUUGUGUGGAACCAAUAAGAACAUCAUAGACAACAUCACGGAGGAAGGCAGGCAGCUGAUGGCCACUGCUGAGUCUGUGUUCCAGAAGGUUGCAGGGGAACUUGAAAAUGGCACCAUUGUGGUCGGACAGCUGGAGCUGAUCCUUGAGUACAAGGGUCAGUUUCUUGACAUCUGGAACUUAAAUAGAGAGAGGCUGCCAUCCCAAGAGAAGGCCUGUGAUGUGAAGGACUUGCUGGAAAGGAGAAGGGAUGACCUGCGGUUCCUCAAGCGAGAGAAGAGAUACGUGGAGAGCCUCCUGAUGCAGCUUGGAAGAGUCAAACACCUCGUGCAAGUGGAUUUUGGAAACAUUGAAACAAUCCACUCUCAAGACCUCAGCAAUAAGAAACUAAAUGAAGCUGUGAUUAAGCCCCCCAAUCCCUCAUCCUCCAAAAGGAAGACACAUUACUGCCUGAACUCUGAUAUCCGAGAAAUGGCACAAAAGCUAGACUCCCUGAAAGACAGCCAUAUCUUCCAGGACUUCUGGCAUGAGACAGCAGAGUUGCUGAAUACUCUGGAUAAGGACCCCAGAGAGUUGAAGUUUUUGCUUCCAGAAGUCUUGGAAUACCUGUACAAACCUUGUUAUGACAAAUUCUACAAGCUCUAUGAGAAUCUGAAGUCAGGAAAGAUCACCUUUGCUGAAGUUGACAUCAUCUUCAGAGACUUUAAAGAUAAAUAUGAUGAACUGGAUGGUGAUCUUCAAUUCAUGUGCACUAUGAACCCUGAGGACAAAAAACGUUGGAUCCCCGAGCGUGUUGGGCAGAUCAGAGAAUAUCACACACUGAACCAGGCUGUCAGCUCUGCCAAGGUCAUCUGGCAGGUCCGAAGAGCUUUGGGUGUGACCGGUGACUUCAGUGUUCUUAACCCAUUGUUAAACUUUGCGAAUUCCUUUGAGGACUUUCGUAAUGAGAAACUGGACCAGAUCAGCCCACAGUUCAUCAAGGCCAAAAGGCUGCUCCAAGACAUCAGUGAGGCUCGCCACCACUGCUUGCAGGAACUCACCCUGCACAUGGACCUUGUCACCUGGCUGCAUGAGGCCCUGGAAGACUUCAAUGAACUCAAGGUGUUUGUGGACCUGGCCUCCAUCUCAGCGGGAGAGAAUGACAUUGAUGUGGACCGGGUAGCCUGUUUCCACGAUGCCGUGCAGGGCUAUGCUUCUCUGCUGUACAAGAUGGAUGCAAAUACAGACUUCGAGGAGUUCAUGAAUCAUGUGCAGGAACUCUGGAGGGCCCUGGACAAUGACCAGCACCUGCCCGAUAAGCUGAGAGAUUCUGCCAGAAAUUUGGAGUGGCUGAAGACAGUGAAGGAAAGCCAUGGCUCUGUGGAGCUCUCAUCUCUGUCCCUGGCCACAGCAAUCAACAACAGGGGCAUCUAUGUCAUUGAGGCACCCCAAGAUGGCCAGAAGAUUUCCCCAGACACUGUUCUCCACCUCCUCCUCCCUGAUCACCAUGGUUACCAGGAGGUAUUACGCAAGUACUCCACAGAGGAGCUGAAGGAGCUUUUAAAUAAGCUGAUGCUAAUGUCUGGAAAGAAAGACCACAACAGCAAUGUAGAAGUGGACAAGUUUGCAGAGGUCUUCAGCAACAUGCAGCGGCUUGUACAUGUUUUCAUAAACCUGCACUGUGCAGGCAACAUGCUGUUCAGAACUUGGACUGCUAAGGUCUACUGUUGCCCCGGUGGGGGCAUCUCCAUGGACUUUGGCUUGGAGCUGCUGAGCCAGCUGACAGAGAGUGGAGACAUCAUUCAGCUCCUGGGAGCCCUCUGCAGGCAGAUGGAGAACUUCCUAGACAAUUGGAAAACAGUGGUCACCCAGAAGAGAGCUAAACACUUUUACCUCAACUUCUACACAGCUGAGCAGCUGGUCUACCUAAGCAGCGAGCUCGGGAAACCCAGACCUAGUGAAGCUGCCCUCAUGAUGCUGUCCUUCAUUAAAGGCAAAUGCACUGUCCAGGACCUCACACAAGCUACCAGUGCCUGUGAAAGCAAGGCUGCCAGACACAGCCUGAGGGAGGUUAUGAAAAGGCUGCCUCAGCAGCUGCUUUCUGAGUCCAGCCUGAUGGGCAAGCUUCAGGUCAUCAUGGCACAAUCCCUAGUGUGCAUGAGUGCAUUCCUGCCGAGCUGUCUGGACCUGGAUGCCCUGGGUAGAUGCCUGGCUCAUCUGGCCAUGUUAGGUGGCUCUCCUGUGGAGCGGCCCCUCCCCAAAGGCCUGCAGGUUGGCCAGCCUAACCUCAUCUUGUGUGGCCACUCUGAGGUGUUGCCGGCUGCACUGGCCAUCUACAUGCAGGCCCCUAGGCAGCCCCUGCCCACCUUUGAUGAGGUGCUGCUCUGCACCCCAGGGACCACAAUCGAGGAGGUGGAACUACUCCUGCGACGCUGCCUUACUUUGGGCUCCCAGGGGCAUAAGGUCUAUAGUUUGCUGUUUGCAGACCAGCUGAGCUAUGAAGUGGGCUGCCAGGCAGAAGAGCUCUUCCAGAGUCUGUGCACAGAGUUGCACCGUGAAGACUACCAGUUGGUGAUACUCUGUGAUGCUGCCCGGGAGCACUGCUACAUCCCCUCCACCUUCAGCCAGCACAAAGUUCCCAUGGUGCCCCAGGCCCCACUGCCGGACAUCCAAGCCUACCUUGAGAACCAUUAUCGGGUCCCGAAGCGGAUCCUGUCAGCAGCAACUGUAUUCAGAGACGGGCUGUGUGUUGGAAUCGUGACCUCUGAAAGAGCUGGUGUUGGAAAGUCUCUCUAUGUGAACACAUUGCACAAAAAACUGAAAACGAAGCUACAUGAUGAGACGGUACCUUUAAAAAUUAUCCGGUUGACAGAGCCUCACAUAGAUGAGAACCAAGUCCUGAGCGCCCUCCUGCCAUUCUUGAAGGAGAACUAUCAGAAGAUGCCGGUCAUAUUCCACAUUGAUGUGAGCACUUCAGUACAGACUGGAAUUCCCAUCUUUCUUUUCAAACUACUAAUUCUGCAGUACCUAAUGGAUAUCAAUGGAAAAAUGUGGCGGCGGAACCCGUGCCAUUUAUACCUUGUUGAAAUCCCACAAGGGCUCUCAGUACAGCCAAAGAGAUCUUCUACACUGAACGCACGUGUACCCCUGUUCAAGUUUCUUGAUAUCUUCCCCAAAGUUACCUGCCGUCCUCCCAAGGAAGUGAUAGACAUGGAGCUGACUCCUGAGAGGAGCCACACAGAACCUGCAAUGGACCCAGUGGAGUUCUGCAGUGAAGCUUUCCAAAGACCUUACCAGUAUUUAAGACGUUUCCAUCAAAAGCAGAACCUGGACACGUUUCAGUAUGAAAAAGACUCUGUGGAAGGCUCCCCUGAGGAGUGUCUGCAGCACUUCCUCAUCUACUGUGGCCUGAUAAACCCUUCCUGGUCAGAGCUUCGGAACUUUGCUUGGUUUCUGAACUGUCAGCUCAAAGACUGUGAGGCGUCUGUCUUCUGCAACUCAGCUUUUACUGGAGACACACUUCGGGGCUUUAAGAACUUUGUGGUCACCUUCAUGAUCUUAAUGGCCAGGGAUUUCGCCACUCCGACUCUUCACACUUCAGACCAAAGCCCAGGUCAGCAGUCGGUCACCAUAGACGAAGUUGCUGAAGAAGACCUAGCUCCCUUCUCUCUUCGAAAGAGGUGGGAGUCAGAGCCCCAUCCGUAUGUCUUCUUCAAUGGUGACCGCAUGACCAUGACAUUCAUAGGUUUCCAUUUGAACCCUAAUAACAAUGGCUAUGUUGAUGCAAUCAAUCCCUCAAGUGGGAAGGUCAUCAAAAAGGACGUCAUGACCAAAGAACUGUUUGAGGGGCUGAGGCUUCAGAGAGUGCCCUUCAACAUUGACUUUGAUAACUUGCCCAGACAUGAGAAGCUUGAAAGACUCUGCCUGGCACUAGGUAUUGAGUGGCCUAGUGAUCCCGAUGAAGCAUACGAACUUACCACAGACAAUAUGCUUAAGAUCCUGGCCAUUGAAAUGCGGUUCCGGUGUGGGAUCCCAGUUAUCAUCAUGGGAGAGACAGGCUGUGGGAAAACUAGGCUCAUCAAGUUUCUUAGCGAUCUCAGGCGUGGUAGUGUUGAGGCAGAAACUAUGAAGUUGGUGAAGGUCCAUGGAGGGACAACACCAUCCAUGAUCUACUCCAAGGUCAAGGAUGCUGAGAGAACAGCCUUCUCCAAUAAGGCCCAACACAAGCUGGAUACCAUCUUGUUCUUUGAUGAAGCCAACACAACAGAAGCUGUAAGCUGUAUCAAAGAGGUCUUGUGUGAUCGAACGGUGGAUGGCGAGCACCUAAAUGAGGACUCUGGCCUGCAUAUCAUUGCUGCCUGCAACCCUUACCGGAAACACUCCCAGGAGAUGAUCCUCCGCCUGGAGUCAGCAGGUUUGGGAUACAGAGUGAGUGCAGAGGAGACUGCAGACAGGCUGGGCUCCAUCCCCCUGCGGCAGCUGGUAUAUCGUGUCCAUGCUCUGCCUCCAAGCCUCAUUCCUUUGGUAUGGGACUUUGGACAGCUGAAUGACUCUGCGGAAAAGCUGUACAUCCAGCAGAUCGUACAGAGACUGGUGGACUCCGUCACGGUGAAUGAAAGUGAGACUUGCAUGAUUACAGAUGUACUCUCCACCUCUCAGAGGUUCAUGAGGAAGAGGGAGAAUGAAUGUGGUUUUGUUAGCCUCCGGGAUGUGGAGCGCUGUGUGAAAGUUUUCCGGUGGUUUCAUGACCACAGUGAUAUGCUCUUAGACGAGCUUGACGUCUUUCUCCAUGGAUCCAGUGACAGCACGCAUACUUUUGAGAGAGACCCUGUUCUCUGGUCCCUGGUGAUGGCCAUUGGGGUAUGCUACCAUGCCUCUUUAGAAGAGAAAGCAUCCUACCGCACAGCCAUUGCCAGGUGCUUUCCCAAACCAUACAAUGACAGCAAGGUCAUCCUUGAUGAGAUCACACAUGUACAGGAUCUUUUUCUGAGUGGGGCACCCAUAAGGACCAACAUAGCCAGGAACUUGGCUUUGAAGGAGAAUGUCUUCAUGAUGGUAAUCUGUAUUGAGCUUAAGAUUCCCCUUUUCCUAGUGGGGAAGCCCGGCAGCUCCAAAUCCCUUGCUAAGAUCAUUGUGGCAGAUGCCAUGCAGGGGCAGGCUGCCUUCUCUGAUCUCUUUCGCUGCCUGAAACAGGUCCACCUGGUGUCAUUCCAGUGCAGCCCCCAUUCCACCCCCCAAGGUAUCAUCAGCACCUUCAAACAGUGUGCUCGAUUCCAGCAGGGUAAAGACCUGGAGCAGUAUGUCUCAGUGGUGGUGUUGGAUGAGGUUGGGCUGGCUGAAGACUCACCCAAAAUGCCCCUGAAGACUCUGCACCCCCUACUGGAAGAUGGGUGCAUUGAAGAUGAUCCUGCCCCAUACAAAAAAGUUGGCUUUGUUGGCAUUUCCAACUGGGCUCUAGAUCCUGCCAAGAUGAACCGAGGUAUCUUUGUGUCGCGUGGCAGUCCCAAUGAGAAAGAGCUCAUAGAGAGUGCUGAGGGGAUCUGCUCUUCCGACAGGCUGGUUCAGGACAGAAUCCGCGGGUAUUUUGCACCCUUUGCCAAGGCCUAUGAAACAGUGUGUCAGAAGCAGGAUAAGGAGUUCUUUGGGCUUCGUGACUAUUACAGCCUCAUCAAGAUGAUCUUUGCCAAAGCCAAGGCUUCUAAAAGGGGGCUUUCCCCACGAGACAUCGCUCAUGCUGUGCUUCGGAACUUCAGUGGUAAAGACAACAUCCAGGCCCUGAGCAUCUUUACAGCCAGUCUUCCGGAGGCCAGGCACAAGGAAGAAGUCAGUACUGUGGAACUCAUCAAGCAGAACAUUAGCACUGGCCUGCAGGCGUCCAGCAGGGGCCUGGACGCCGCUGAGUCCCGCUACUUGCUUGUGCUGACCAGGAACUAUGUGGCACUGCAGAUCCUCCAGCAGACAUUCUUUGAGGGUCAGCAACCAGAGAUCAUUUUCGGCUCCAGCUUUCCUCAGGACCAGGAAUACACCCAGAUCUGCAGGAACAUUAACCGGGUGAAGAUCUGCAUGGAGACAGGGAAGAUGGUGGUGCUGCUGAAUCUGCAGAAUCUCUAUGAGAGCCUGUAUGACGCUCUCAACCAGUACUAUGUCUACCUUGGGGGCCAGAAGUAUGUGGACCUUGGACUAGGUACGCACCGAGUCAAAUGUCGAGUCCACGCUGAUUUCCGCCUCAUUGUCAUUGAGGAGAAAGAUGUGGUGUACAAGCAGUUCCCUGUGCCCCUCAUCAACCGUCUAGAGAAGCACUACCUGGACAUGAACACCGUGCUGCAGGGGUGGCAGAAGGGCAUCGUUCAGGAGCUGCAGCAGUGGGCACAUGAGUUUGCAGAUGUAAAAGCAGACCAGUUCACUGCCAGACACAAGUACAGUCCUGCAGACGUCUUCAUCGGCUACCACUCUGAUGCCUGUGCCUCUGUGGUGCUACAGGCUAUAGAGAGGCAGGGCUGCAGGGAUCUGACGGAGGAGCUGUACCAAAAGGUGUCUGAAGAGGCCAAGUCCAUCCUGCUGGACUGUGCAACACCAGACGCUGUGGUCCGGCUGAGCGGUUCCACACUGGGCUCGUUCACUGCGAAGCUGCUGUCACAGGAGUAUUACUACACCCAGCAGCACAACUCUUUUGUAGACUUCCUCCUGGCCCACCUGUGCAUGGCCCAUCAUGAAUGCCGGGCUGUCUUCACAGAGAUCACCACUUUCUCGAGACUGCUGACCAGUCAUGACUGUGAUGUCCUAGAAUCUGAGCUGAGAGGACUGGCCUCAAAGCCUAUGGUGCUGUCAAUACAGCAGUAUGACACAGAAUAUUCAUUCCUUAAGGAUGUCCGCUCCUGCUUAAUGAACCCAGCCAAGCGUAAAAUCCUAGUCAUCCAGACAGACUUUGACGAUGGCAUCCAUAGCGCGCAGCUCAUAGCCUCUGCCAAGUAUUCUGCCAUCAACGAAAUCAACAAAACACAUGGAACAAAGGACUUCGUCUUUGUUUAUUUUGUCACAAAACUGUCUCGAAUGGGAAGUGGUACAUCAUACGUGGGGUUCCAUGGAGGGCUAUGGCGGUCUGUACAUAUUGAUGACCUCCGCAGAUCAACAGUUAUGGCUUCAGAUGUCACCAAACUGCAGAAUGUCACUAUCAGCCAGUUGUUCAAGCCAGUGGACAAACCUGAGCAGGAGGAGAUGGAGACAGAGACCAGCAAGUCCGGGAAAGUGGCAGAGGAACAGAUGGAAGUGGAAGGUUCAGAGGAGAUGAAAAAGGCCUCUGACCCAGGAGGCUGUGAUUCUGAUUGUCUUCCUCCGUGUUCACAGGUCCUAGACACCACCAGACUGGUACGGAGCUGUGUGCAGGGUGCUGUGGGGAUGCUCAGAGACCAGAAUGAGAGCUGUGCACGCAACAUGAGGAGAGUCACCAUUCUUCUUGACCUCUUAAAUGAAGACAGCACACGCAACGCUUCUUUUUUGCGGGAAUCUAAGAUGCGCCUCCAUGUUCUUCUAAACAAGCAAGAAGAGAACCAGGUCCGCAGUUUAAAGGAGUGGGUCACCAGGGAGGCUGCAAAUCAGGACGCCCUGCAGGAGGCAGGCACCUUCAGGCAUACCCUUUGGAAGCGGGUCCAAGAUGUGGUCACCCCCAUCCUGGCGAGCAUGAUAUCUCACAUCGAUAGAGAUGGCAACCUGGAGCUACUGGCCCAGCCAGUUUCACCGGCCUGGGUUCAAGAUCUUUGGAUGUUUAUUUACAGUGAUAUUAAGUUUCUGAAUAUCCCUCUUGUGAGUAACACAAGGUCCAACAAUGAGAUGUCUUUCAUCCUGGUGCAGAGCCACAUGAACCUGCUCAAGGAUGCCUGCAAUGCUGUCCCUUUUAGCUGGAGGAUCAGGGACUACCUGGAGGAGCUCUGGGUGCAGGCUCAGUAUAUCACAGACUCAGCAGGAUUAUCAAAGAAGUUCGUGGAAAUCUUCCAGAAAACUCCCUUGGGCAUGUUUCUCGCUCAGUUCCCUGUGGCACAGCAGCAGCAACUCCUGCAGAGCUACUUGAAGGACUUCCUGCUCUUGACCAUGAAAGUGUCUUCAUGGGAGGAGUUAACGUUUCUGCAGAUGGCCCUGUGGUCCUGCCUCAGUGAGCUCCACGUGGCUUCAGGAACUCCUGAAGAAGGGCUCUCCUUGCCCUGGGUACACCUUGCUUAUCAGCACUUCAGGACCCGGCUACAGAACUUCUCCAGAAUUUUGACCAUCCAGCCCCAGGUUCUGAGCAGCCUCAGUCAAGCAGCAGAGAAGCACAACCUGGCUGGGUCUGAAAUGACACUGGAUGCAUUUGCAGCAAUGGCCUGUGCUGAAAUCCUCAAGAGAGACAUCCUGAAGCCAAGCCCCAAAGUUUGGUUACAGCUCGUGAAGAAUCUGUCCACGCCACUGGAGCUUGUCUGUUCAGAAGGGUACUUGCGAGACAGUGGGAGCAUGACCAGAUCUGUCAUCCAGGAGGUCAGAGCCCUGUGGAAUCGCAUUUUCUCCAUUGCCCUCUUUGUGGAGCACGUUCUUCUGGGGACUGAGAGCCAGAUUCCUGAGCUGAGUCCGCUGGUAACCACAUAUGUCUUCUUACUAGACAAAUGUCUUGAGGAGGACUCUAACCUCAAAGCCCACAGGCCGUUUGUGGCUGUGAUGACCACACUCUGUAACUGCAAGGACAAGGCCAGCAAGAAGCUCAGCAGGUUUGGUAUUCAGCCGUGUUUAAUCUGCCAGGGAGAUGCACAGGAUCCCAUCUGUCUGCCCUGUGAUCAUGUGUAUUGUCUACUUUGCAUUCAAACCUGGCUUAUCCCAGGACAAAUGAUGUGCCCCUACUGCAAAACUGACUUGCCAGACAAGUUCUCACCAGCUGUUUCCCAGAACCACAGGAAAGCCAUUGAGAAGCACGCCCAGUUCCGGCACAUGUGCAACAGCUUCUUUGUGGACCUCGUUUCUACCAUGUGCUUCAAGGAUAACACUCCCCCUCAGAAGAGUGUGAUUGAUACACUGUUGUCCUUGCUCUUCAUACAAAAAGAGCUGCUUAGAGAUGCUUCCCAAAAACAUCGUGAACACACGAAGUCUCUGUCUCCAUUUGAUGAUGUUGUUGACAAGACUCCUGUCAUCCGCUCUGUGGUAUUAAAACUGCUUCUCAAGUACAGCUUCCAUGAAGUAAAGGAUUACAUCCAGAACUACUUGACCCAGUUAGAAAGCAAAGCAUUCCUCACAGAAGACAAGACAGAACUGUACCUGCUUUUUAUCAGCUGCCUGGAGGACUCAGUACAGCAGAAGACAAGUGCUGGCUGCAGAAAUCAUGAGCAGGUUCUCAGAGAGGAAGGCCAUUUCCUUAGGGCAUAUUCCGCAGGACUGCGAGGCCAGGCGUCUGUGCGCACUGCUUCAGUGGAGUACCUGCAGGAGGUGGCCAGAGUCCGCCUGUGCCUUGACUUGGCUGCUGACUUCCUCUCAGAGCUUCAGGAAGGCUCAGAACUGGCUGAAGAUAAGAGGUGUUUCCUGAAGCAUGUUGAGCAGUUCUGCACACGUGUCAACAAUGAUUGGCACCGAGUGUACCUGGUGAGGAAACUCUCAAGCCAGUGUGGGAUGGAAUUUGUGCUGGACUUCUCCAGGCAGGGCCAUCCAUGCCAAUGGGUGUUUCCCAGGGAUGUCAUUGCACAGCAGAAGGACCACACAAGUCAGAUGGACCGAUACCUCGUCCAUGGUGAUGAAUACAAGGCUGUCCGUGAUGCACUGGCCAAAGCUGUGCUUGAGUGCAAGACCCUAGACGUUGGGAAUGCUCUGACGGCCUGCAGAAGCUCCAAAGCCCAUCAGACAGCCUACUUAUUGCUGGCCUUGUACACAGAGGUGGCUGCUUUGUACCGUCCCCGCAAUGGCAGCCUCCAUCCAGAACCAAAGCAAUUGGAGACUGUGAACAAAUUCAUUAAGGAAAGCAAGAUCCUCUCUGCUCCUAACAUCAGAUGCUUUGCAAAAUCGCUAGUGGAUAAUACUCAUCCCCUGCUGCAGACCGGGUCUGCUCACAGUAGCCUGCAAGGAACGGUGACUGAAAUGGCCAUCCACAUGGCAACCAUACUCCUCUGUGGACAAAACAAAGUUUUGCAGCCCCUGAGGAACUUGGCCUUCGAUCCCAUCAACAUGAAGAAUGCUUUUCUUCCAACAAUGCCUGAAGACAUGCUGGUUCAAGCCAGGGAGUGGAAAGACAUGCAAACUGGCCUCUGGUACACUUGUCCCAGCGGCCAUCUGUGCUUUGUAGGAGAGUGUGGCAGGCCAAUGGAAGAGAGCAUCUGUCCGGAAUGUCGUGUUCCAAUCGGAGGCCGUAAUCACAUCCCUCGAGAGGGUUUCCAUGCUAUCAGAAACAAUGAGGAUAGAACACAAACUGGCCACGUGUUGGGGAAUCCACGGUCUAGUGGUGCAGCAGAAGCAUCUGACCGAGGGCAGUCCCCAGUGGUCUUUAUCCUCACCCGGCUACUCACUCAUUUGGCUAUGCUUGUGGGAGCCACCCAGAAUCCCCAGGCCCUGAUGAGUAUCAUUAAGCCUCGGGUCCACGACCCACAGGGCUUCCUACGGCAGCACAUCCAGAGAGACCUGGAACAGCUAACCAAGAUGUUGGGCAAGAGUGCAGAUGAGACCACGCAUGUGGUACACCUCAUCCUGAGAAGCUUGCUCAAGGAGCAGCACCAGAGGGAAUUAAAUUUUAAUGCAGAAUGGUCAACCAAAGAAUACAGAAACAACUGGGAAAAGCAUUUUGAAAUCCUUCUUCUACAUGAACUAAAGCAUCUUGACAAAACCUUGCCAGCUGCAAAUGCUCUUAUCAGCCAAGAUGAGCGCAUCAGCACCAACCCUGUGACCAAAAUCAUAUAUGGGGACCCAGCGACCUUCCUGCCCCACUUGCCACCAAAAAGUACAGUUCAUUGCUCGAAGAUCUGGAGCUGCAGGAAGAAGAUCACAGUGGAGUACCUGCAGCACAUUGUGGAACAGAAAAACGGCAAAGAAACUCUGCCUGUCCUCUGGCACUUCCUUCAGAAGGAAGCAGAACUAAGGCUGGUGAAAUUCUUGCCUGAAAUCUUGGCCCUGCAAAGAGACCUAGUCAAACAGUUCCAGAAUGUCUCGAACGUUGAAUACAGUUCCAUCAGAGGCUUUAUUCACAGUCACCAUUCAGAUGGGCUGAGAAAGCUGUUACAUGAUCAAAUCACCAUCUUUCUGUCCACAUGGAAUGCACUGAGGCGGUCGCUGGAGACCAACGGUGAGAUCAAGCUACCGAAAGAUUACUGCCGUUCUGACUUGGAUCUGGAUGCAGACUUUGAGGUCAUCCUCCCACAGCGACGGGGCCUCGGCCUCUGUGGAACUGCUUUAGUCAGCUACUUGAUUAGCCUACACAAUAAAAUGGUCUACACAGUACAAAAGUUCUCCAGUGAAGACAACAGCUAUUCUGUAGAUUCCUCUGAGGUUACUGACCUGCAUGUCAUCAGCUAUGAGGUGGAGCGGGACCUGACUCCACUGAUCCUCUCCAACUGCCAGUACCAAGUGCAGCAAGGUGGGGAAACCUCACAAGAGUUUGAUCUAGAGAAGAUCCAGCAGCAGAUCAGCAGCCGCUUCCUGCAGGGCAAGCCCAGGCUGACCCUCAAGGGACUACCCACCCUGGUAUUCAGACGGGACUGGAACUAUGAGCAUCUCUUCAUGGACAUCAAGAACAAAAUGGCACAGAACCCACUCCCUAACUCAGCCAUCAGUGCCAUCAGUGGACAGCUACAGUCCUAUAGUGAUGCCUGUGAAGCCCUAUCUAUCAUAGAAGUCACUCUGGGUUUCCUGAGCACAGCUGGUGGGGAUCCUGGGAUGAACUUGAAUGUGUACAUCCAAGAAGUCCUACAGAUGUGUGAUCAGACUGCUCAAGUCUUAAAGGCCUUAAAUAGAUGUCAGCUGAGACACAUCAUUGCCCUCUGGCAGUUCCUAUCUGCACAUAAGUCGGAACAGCGGCUGCGACUGAAGAAAGAGCUAUUUCAGGAGAUUGAUGUGAAAUACAAAAAGGACCUCAGUCCAGAGCACACAAGACUCCUCAGCACAUUCCUGAAUGAGGCAGGCCUAGACACCUUCCUCCUGGAGCUCCAUGAGAUGAUUGUGCUGAAACUCAAGGGCACCCAGGCCGAGAGCAGCUUCAACCCCAAUUGGAGCCUCAAGGACACUCUAGUAAGUUACAUGGAGACUAAAGACAGUGACAUCCUUCCAGAAGUGGCGUCCCAAUUCCCAGAAGACAUAAGCAUGUCCAGCUGCAUCUCAGUGUGGAAAACAGCUGCCACACGAAAAUGGGACCGACAAUCAAGGUAGAGCAGCUCAACCUUCAAACCCAGCUGGAAAGAAAGGUCUUCCCCCACCUCCCUCCACAGCUCCGAGUAUGGGCUGUGGCUUUUGUGUGAAGGAAAGUGCGGGCACAGACUGGACCCCAGGCCUCCAUGCACCCACAGUGUGACAGCUUUCUGAAAGCCAAGCUGUUUCUGGAACAUGUGCCUACUCCAAAAUUUCCUUAAGUAUGGGGAAAGGAGAUUGUCAAUCAACUGCCUCCUGAACAUUCCAGAAGGAACAAGAGAACUGUAGUAAGGUCACACCCAACACUGAUCCUUCUUAAGACUGCCGGCCUCUUACCUCAUAUACCGUGGCUACCAUACUGCAUAGAGAGAAAAAACUCAGGGUAGUCAAUUUUUUUUAUUCUAUUACUUAUGUAUAGAAGAAUCUCGGGUUAUUCUUUCAUCCAGUCCCUUAAUUUCCCAGUAGUAUACACAUAUCUCUUGGUUUGCAAAAUGUAUGGAAAUUGCCACACUAACGCAAGGAAAUCCAAGGUGCUGAUAGAAGCUGUAAGGCCUCAUGAACAAGAGCUAACGUAAACUCACCGUGAGUCACUGCCAAACGCUCACUGAGAACACUGGACAGAGAGUGAAGAAGGAUGAGUAUACUGGUGAGCUGGAACUAGAGUGGGUGGCCGAGAACUUGCCUACCAGAGCAAAGCCCUGGGUUCUCUCCCCAGCACUGCAAGUGGGAAUAGGGGCAGACAAAAUAAAACAGUUGACUAAUGGCCAAAGCACUUUCCAGUUCUCAUGUGUUGAGAUUUCAAAGGAAGAUGCAUUAGUGUAAGCUCUGAUCAGAGGUAUUUGGGAGCUGGGAACAUGGCUCAGGCAGAGCCCUUGUCUAGUAUCUGUGGUGCCCUAAAGUCCAAUUCCUAGCACUGUUAAAAAGAAAGGUAUUAGGAAGUACUGUGGAGAGUUGCUGAUUGUGUAGUUGUCCAAUAAGCAUGCAAUGUGAUCUUAGCUUCCCUGAGCACACAGACAUCUGGCCCUUUCUUUGAGUCUCAGCCAAGGCUGAGUAUAAACCAGUUAAAGAGAAAGCAGAAAAAGAGCCCCCAGCGGCCCAAUCACCGUCCUCCCUCCCAUCCCACUGAAACCACCUUUGGUUCCCUCCAUACCUCUGGACUAACCCUACUCCUGGCAACUCACCACCAUCCACAGUGGUGUAAGAACAGUCAGUGUUUACAACUUGUAAGUCAUUUCCUUCACAGACUCAAUACACUUGAACUCUAGGGCCCAUGAACUUUGAGCAUCCAUGGACUCAGCCCUACCAGCAGGAGGUGCAGCUGGAACCGCGAUCUGACAUUCUCCUCAAGUCUGGUGUGACUCUGCACUUACAGCAAUGGUGAUAUUUUAUUCUAAACUAUGAGAGUCCCUGUCCCUGGAUGUCUGUGUCCCAGGUUUGGGGGGUACAGGGCUUAAAGAACUUGCCAACUAGGCCUUGGAACUCCUGUGAUCUAUCAGAGGGCAGCUCAGCCCCACACUUCCUGCUGAAAGGCCCUUUUUGGCUUUGGACUAGGCAUUACCUUUUUUUCUGUUAUGAAGAAUUUUUAAUUAAGAUGUUUUAUUUUGUGUGCUGUGCUUUUAAAGUCAUAACUGCCUUUAGUAUUACCCAUUGUGUCUGUACAAAAUGCAUAGAUCUAACGCUGGCAAAGUAAACUGCAUUAUGUUUCCAUACCUGUUUUAAUAAACUUAAAUGUCACA
Molecule: messenger RNA, 17153 nt
Organism: Arvicanthis niloticus (Nile rat)
Lineage: Eukaryota; Metazoa; Chordata; Mammalia; Rodentia; Muridae
Source: RefSeq, a predicted model, not a curated record